CUCCUCUGUCAGACACAGAUUCCUGGGAUGCCUCCCCCGAGCCAGAAAAACCUUGUGCCUCAGUCCUCUGCCACACAACUGACCAUGGAGUCAACCUGCCGACAAUUCUGAUCCACACAGGGCCUUCCAGCCCUCACUGUGUUCUUUUAGUAGAUAACAGAGUGUGUGUGUGUGUGUGUGUGUGUGUGUGUUUUUUUAUGCCACGAUGUGGCUUUAGAUAUAUAGCGUCAGCUGAUUUUUUAUGGUCCCUUCCGUAGUUUUUGCGUGGCCAUGCCGCAAAACUGAGGGGCGUUGAAGAUGCCCCCCGGAACGAGGACCUGACAUGACUAACUACUACCGUACUUUGUCGCAGCACCUCAAUGACCUCAAGAAGGAGAACUUCAGCCUCAAGCUCCGCAUCUACUUCCUGGAGGAGAGGAUCCAGCAGAAGUUUGAGGACAGCAGUGAUGAUGUCUUCAGAACGAACAUCGAGUUGAAGGUAGAGGUCGAGAGCUUGAAGCAGGAGUUGCAAGAAAAACAACAGCUCCUCGACAAGGCUUUGACAACAGCAGAGAGCCUGACCAUCCACAAUGAGGCUGAGGUGCAGCGACGAUGUGAUGAAAGGCAGCAGGAGAUUAACCACAUGCAGGAGGUACUGGAGACCAAGAUCCAGCUGCUGCAGGAGGAGGCCCAGCUAGCACGGAGUGAGGCCGAAAGAAUGGCCACCCUGGCUGACACCCGAUCCCAGAAUGCAUGUGUCACCAUGGAGACGGGUACCAGUGAGACACCAAGAGAGGAGAGCCUGCAACUGGUCAACCUGCUGCCAGAAAGAGAUAAAGACCGAGUGAUAGAGGAGCUGAGGCUGGCACUCUGCAGUAAGGAGAGAGUGAUCAACGAGCUGGCAGGAGAGAGGAGGGUCCUGGGUGAGCGCGUGGAGCAGCUGGAGGAACAGGUGCAGGACCUCAACUCCUCAUUACUGCAGAAAGAGAGAGAUGUGGAGUUUUAUCAAGAGGAGCUGGGUCGGGAGAGACUGCGUAUUCAGCAAGAGAUGCAGGAGGAAGUGGUAUAUGCCGUGUUCGCAGGUCUCGACAGCCACAGCCGCUGCCACAUCAUUGGGAGCACUGAACAGAGACCUCUAUUCAUUCUUGCUGUUGGUCUGUGCUGCGGCUACCCCAUGCUUGAUUCCAAAAUGAAGGAGGUGUGUCGCAUUUGUGCCCGGGAGCUGGGCGGCAACCAGCGCCGCUGGAUCUUCCAUCCAGCCGCCAAGCUCAACCUGCAGGUGCUGCUGUCGCACGCACUGGGCCUGGAAGUAACGCGUGACGGGCGUGGAGAGUUUGCAUGCAGCAAGUGUGCUUUCAUGCUGGACCGCAUGUACCGCUUCGACACGGUGAUAGCGCGCGUGGAGGCGCUGUCCGUGGAGCGCCUCCAGAGGCUGCUGCAGGAGAAGGACCGGUUGCGCCAGUGCGUUGGUGGCCUGUACCGCAAGAACAACAUCGACAUGCCCGCUAGCGCCACCCAGUGCCAGGGCAGGGACUACACCGUCGACAUGACAGGACUCUACCACUCCAAGUACUGCGCCCUGCUUCAAGAGGACCUAGUGUACUCACUGUACGAGUCCUGGGCGGAGGAGGAGGAGCAGACGUUGGCGGAGUGUGCGCAUCACAACUGCCACAACGCCAACGCCACCGCCUCCGAGCUGUCCUCCCCACACCGGCCUCGGCACCGCUGCCGCGGCUGCAGCGCCCUGCGCGUGGCCGACUCCGACUAUGAGGCGGUGUGCCGGUUGCCCCGCAAGGUGGCGCGCAGCAUUUCCUGCGGCCCGUCCACACGUUACUCGGCCAGCUUGGCCGGGAGCGUGAGCGGCGAGGAACGAGAGGAAGAGCAGACAUCCUCUGCCACGCUGGUACCUGACUCCCAGCCCACUAACACCACCACCUCCGACAGCGAGCGCACGCUACACGGCCAGGCCAGCUCCAGCCCCUCCGUUGAGUCCCUGGACCUGGUCCAGACCCCCACCAGGCAGCAGAUGCUGGACGGAGACCUCACAGAGGAGCAGAACUCUGACUCCCUGUCCGAGGAACACAUGGGGCCUCCUCUUGGCCCCGGAGGGACUUGGGAUAAACUGGCCAUAGCUCUGUAUCUGCUGCAGAACUGCUCCUACAGGCCCAUCCAGAGGCCUCAGGGCAGCAAGCUGCCUGUGCUGGUCAAACCUGCUGCUAGGAAUGCAGGCACAAAGAUGGGCAGCCCAGAGCAGGGGGUCAGGGGCCUGUAUGUGGGCGGGGGGGAGUGUGAGCUCACAGAGGUGGAGCUGCCUCCGCCACGCAUUCAGGUGGACCUGGGCUUGGAGCUGGCUGAGCUGGAGGAAAUGUGGCAGGAUGUGUAUGUGGAGUGCUUGCCCUUCCGCUUCCAGAAGAGUCUGAUCGAGGAGCAGCAGACCCAGCUGAAUCAGUAUGAGUGUGCAGCAGGACAGUGUGUGAGUGAGCUGCAGAAGGCUCAGCUACAGGUCCAGUCCCUGCAGGCCAAGAUGCACGAGAGUGACACCAACAACACGAAGCUGCAGGAGAAGCUGAGUGAGAUGGAGUGUGAGCUGCGUUCCAUCCGGCAGGCAGCUCAGAGUCAGGAACGCACCAUCCUGGGCCUGAACGAGUCCAUCUCCUCCAAGGAUAGUGAGGCCCAAGAACUAUACCAGCUAAUCGAAGGCCAAAAUGCCACUCUCUGCAAGUUGAGAGAGGUGGCCCAUCGUAACCAGCUCCAGCAAACACAGGUGACCCAAGGGGCUGGCGUGGUCCAGCUGCAGGGGGAGGUGCUGGGGCUGCAGAGCUCUCUGUUCUCGGUUCAGCUGGAGCUGGAGGCCAGUCAGAGGGGCCAGAGGCAGAGCCAGAGACAGGCGGACGACCAGAGCCGUACAGCUCAGCGCCUCCACAGCGACCUACAGGAGGCACUGCACCACAGGGAGGCCACCGAGAAACACAACCAGGACCUCCGCGGCUCCCUGCUUCAGGCCCGCUCUGAGUUGCAGGAGAAGGAUGCUCAGCUGAGAGACACUGAGGCUCAGAGACACACUGAGCUUCAGGAGAGAGACAAGAGCGUCUCACAGCUCCGCCUGUGUCUACAGGACAAAGACAGACUGCUGCAGGAGUACAGUGAGCUCCUGGAGCCUCCAGCUGAAUCCACCCGCCCCAGAGACGUCCUGCUGGACAAGCUAAGGAGCCGCAUUAGAGACCGGGACAGAGCACUCGAGCGCUCGAUAGAUGAAAAGUUCCGCUGUCUGGAGGAGAAGGAGGAAGAGGUUCGGAGACUACAUCAGGCCAUGAGAGAGAAGGAGAGAGACCUGGAGAGACUGCGCACAAUACUGGCCAACAAUGAGGAAACAAUCACGAGUCUGGAUGCCCUGGUGCGUGGUAAGGAGCUGGAGCUGGAGCACAUGCGAGAGAGCAGCAGGAAGCUGCAGGGCCUGAGGCAGGAGAGCGAGGAGAAGCACACCCUGGGCCUGCGGGAGCGGGACAACCUCAUCAGCCAGCUCCAGACUGCACUGCACACCCACAGCCAGGAGACCCAGGAGCUGAGGGCCGUGCUGCUGGCUAAAGUGUCUGUGAGCCCUGCUGAGGCGGUGGAGGAGAUGAAGACCCGUCUGCAGCUGAAGGAGCGUCUGCUGCAGGAGCUCCUGUCCGAUCGCAGCCGGCAGGUUCAGGAGCACCAGGCACAGGUCCAGGACCUGCUCAACACAAUCAGUUCCAGAGACCAGUACAUCCAGGACUCUGCCAACAGAUUGGGGCAGGUUAUUGGGGAGCAGACGGGGCAGGUGCAACACCUACGGCAGCAGCUGCUGUCCCGGGAGCGUGAGCUGGCCGAGCUGAGUCGGGAGCGGGAGCGGGAGCGGGAGAGAGCUGAGCCAGUCACCAGAGAGCUGGAGAGAGUGCAGAACCUGCUCAAGGAGAAAGAGGCCUUCCUUCAGGAGCUGAUGCAGGGCCAGGAGGAGUCCAUGGGGAUCAGCAGUGGCAGGAGCUCAGAGGAACAGCAGGAGAACAGAGCCCUCAAAGAGGAGCUACAACUGGCCCUCAAGAAGCUCAGAGAGAACCAGGUGGAACUGACUGCACUGAGAUCCUCACUGGCCUCCAGACAGGAUCUCCAGAGAGAGAGUCAGCAGACUUUCUUGGAGCAGCUAGUCUCGGACUACAACGGGCUGAAUGAGGCUUUGAGAGCUGAAAAGAAGCUCUAUCAGAACCUGGUCCAGAUGCAGAGCAGCCAGGACAGCGCAGAGAGGCUGCGGGUGCUGCACACAGAGCUGGACACCGUUCAGGCACUGAGAGGGCAGCUAGAGGAGGUCCUGAUGAGGACCCGAGAGACCGCCCUGGUGAUGGAAAAAGCCAAUAAGACGCAGGCUGACUUUGGAGAACUCAGCACAGAGGAGGAGGAGGAUACUGGGGAUGAAGAUGGGGGAGGGGCGGGCAGCAGUGAUGAAUUCACAGACAGCAUAGAGGACGAGGACGUCAAACUGACCGCUCAGAGUCUGGCCAUCACACAGAAUGUUGGGAUGCCUGGAGGACCCGUGAACAGCGGCCUUUCCCAGGGUGCCGUGGUGGGAGGGUGGAGGGGUGAGGUCCUGCAGCUGCUGGAGCAGAAGAAGACCGUGGAGGUAGAGCUGGGAGAGCUGAAGAGCCAACUGAAGAAGGCUGGGUACAACUCCCUAUCCCAUAUGAGGUCUGCGCUGCUGCAGGUCCAGGCUGAGAAUGAUGCCUUGAAGGAGAGCAGCGGGAGGUGUGGGGUCGCACCCGGAGCGGAGGCGGGAGCAGGAGAGGGGGGAUCAGUCACGUGCAGAAGGUGGGAGCAGAGUGACACGGAGGAGGAGGAGGAAGAGGGAGGAGCUGAGCCGUGGCUGAGGGAGGGCCAAGGCAAGAGGAGGUGCACCCGACCCCACUCACUGGACCUGGGCACCCUGCUGUCUCACCGCUCCAGUGAGGAGCACACGGCACAGGUGCAGUUCUAUGCGCUCUUCCAUAGGAGGAGGAGGAUGGUGGGCAGCAGCGGCCAGCGAGGUGGAGGGGCGGACGGGGGGUUCUGGCAGCACGUGGAGGCGGGUCUGCGGGAGCAGGCGGAGCGUCUGCGCUCAGACCUGGCCCUCAGCCGCCAGGAGAACCGAGAGCUGCAGGAGAGACUCAUGGUGUCGGAGGCCACGGUGCACGCGCAGGCCGAGCAGCUCAAGGACUACAGAGAGCUGCUGACGGAGACCUCCGUGCAGCAGGACAGUAAGCUGGUGCAGGUGGACCUGCAGGACCUGGGCUACGAGACGAGCGGACGCAGUGAGAACGAGGCCGAGAGGGAGGACGCCAGCAGCCCAGAGUUUGAUGACCUGGAGAUGUGCACAUCGUUGUCACGGGAGGCGGGCUUCGACUAUGGGCUGAAGGAGAUGGAGGAGGAGGAGGAAGAGGGCUCCCUGAAGGACCUGGUGCGAGACCUGCGCUCCCAGCUGGCCAGUUGCCACCGCGUGAUCCGGAGCCUGCAGCUGCGCGUGCGCUCGCUCUCCACCACCUCUGACUACGCCUCCAGCCUGGAGCGGACGCCCCGCAAGGUCAACUGGGCCUUCGAGGCCUCGCCGGCGCACAGCGGCCUGGAAGAAGACGAGGGCUGGCAGUCGGACGGGCCCCGGCCACGGCCCAGCCGCGAGCUGAAGGAGCUGGUGUUGAGAGUGGCCUCGCUGGAGGACCAGCUGAAAAGCAGUCGCAUGGAGGGGCCCCCUGCAGGAGAGGAGGGGAAGUGCGCCACCUGGCCGGGGAAGUACAACACCCUGAUCCAGGCACAGGCCCGUGAGCUGUCCCACCUGCGGCAGCGCAUGCGAGAAGGGCGGGGCAUCUGCCACAUCCUGACGCAGCACCUGGGCGACACCACCAAGGCCUUUGAGGAGCUGCUGCGGGCCAACGACAUCGACUACUACAUGGGCCAGAGCUUCAGAGAGCAGCUCUCCCAGAGCAGCAGCCUGGCCCAGCGAGUGAGCACUAAGAUCAGUGGCCGGGAUCGAUCAGAGCUGCCUGAUGACAAGACAGGCCAUGAGCUUCUUGCAUUACGGUUGAGCAAGGAGCUUCAGCAGAAAGAUCAAAUCAUCGAGUCUCUUCACACCAAACUGCAACUACGGCCAGAAACUCCUUCUAGCUGCCGCGCCCUGUCAGAGACCACUGACCAAUCAGACAGGACCUCCUUCGUGUCUGACGAGCGCGGGUCCAAUGAGGAGCUGGAGCUGUGUUCAGAAGGAGACGCUGGGAGCGAAUAUGCCAUGGACAGGCAGGGGGACAGGUCGUGCCCUCUGAAGAGAGCCACAGAGCGCCCCUCCUCCCUCCCUCUGCGUAAGAGCCCCAGCACCCCUGUCAUGCCCGUGGACCGGCAGGCCCAGACAGACUUCUACCCCACUCCACAGUUCAGUUCUCUCCCGCCUCCCAGGGGCUUCUUCUUCCCCAGACCCUCCGCCCCUCAGGGCGUGACCUUUGCCCCCAUGCCCAGAGCACACUCAGCGAUUGAGCUGCACCAGCACCCACAGGGGCUGUGGACAGGAACAGGUUUCAUGGUGCCUCAUGCGAAAGCCCUGUCCAGUUACUCCCUGACUGCGCACGCGCCCACCCACCCCCACGGGUUUGGCCCACUGUCCCACCAGCCUCUGCAGCAGCAUCCCCAUCUGGUCACCCACGCUGGAGCCUCCACCCUCAAGGCCAAUGCCAGCCUGGGGGAGGGCGGUGCACUCUGGGACAUGGACAACAGGAUGAAGCCAAUCAGGGGCUUCUCUGGGUCAUCCGGAUACCAAUCAGGGGGAAGCCACACAGGUGUGGACCUGAUUGAGGAGCACCUGAGGGAGAUCCGGAGCCUCCGCCAGCGUCUAGAAGAUUCCAUCCGAACCAAUGAGCGCCUCAGGCAGCAGCUGGAGGACAGGCUGGCAGGGGGACAGGGAGGAGCCGCCACUAACAUCUACAUUCAGGGGCUGGACUCAGUCAAUCAGCUGUCCAAUGAGAUCAGAGCUCUGAAGGAGGAGAACAUGGGCCUCAAGUCCAAGCUGCAGAGUUGCAGAGACAGCAGUGAGGAGGUGCUGUGUGGGCGCGCUCGGCUGCAGCAGGCGGAGCUGGAGGCGGAGCAGUGGAAGGAGGAGCUGCGCAGGCUGCAGACCCACGGCUGUGAACAGAGCCAGCAGAUCCAGCAGCUGAGACAGGAGCGGCAGGCCAGCCAGGAGCUCACCAACAGGCUACAGCAUGAAAUCAGCCUGCUCCAACAGCAGCUGUGUGAGAGUCGGCAGUUGCUCCACUCUCUACAGUGUGAGCUUCAGGUGUAUGACCGCGUGUGUGCCAACACCAAGAGCGUCUCUUCAGGAUACUUCGGUGAGGUGAAGUGCCCCGGCUCAGGUGUGCCUGCAGUGGAGCUGGCAGAGCUGCUGGUGGAGGUGCGUGGUCUGCGGGCGCAGCUGGAGCACAGCGUGCAGGAGAACAGCGCCCUCCGCUGCCAGCUGCAGAAACAACUAGAGCAGCAGCUGGCCGGCAGAGUGGCCCAGAGUGAGCCCAGGGCCUCACUGAUCCCCGCCAGCCCAAUCCGAGAGAGCAUGUACAGGCAACUGCUGCACGACCCAGCUCCAUCUCCCCCCGUCAGGGACACGGGGCUCUUCCCCUCAGGGGCCUCCUUCACCCCCUACACGGAACUGGAGGACGUCCCCAUUACGACCAGCGACUCCUUGGAGCCUCAUGCUGAUCUCGAGGGGGAGGCUCCGGAUGGCUCCUUCGCCAACCGGAACGGGCGCCACGCCAUCGGGCAUGUGGACGACUUCAGCGCACUCCAGCAGCAGGUGUUGGAGGGCCGGAUGCUGGUGCAGAGGAUGGAGGCUGCGCUGCAGGCCUGCCUCAACAUGGCCCUGCUGGAGGCCGGCACUGGCAAGGCUCUGGACUAUGGGAGUGUUAAGAGCCUCCUGUCUGACACCAAGACCUUGCGUCAGAUCCUGGAAGAGGCCAACUCUCUACUCAAGAUGUUCUGGAGGGCUGCUCUUCCCAGCAAUGAGGGCAGCAGCCUGCAACUGCAGAAGGAGCGAACCUUGAAGGAGGAGAUCCACUCCCUGCGGCUGCGUAUCUCCGAGCAGGAGGAUGCUCUGCAGGGCACCAUCCAAAGGCUGAGGAGUACCAACCGCACCAAGGAGAGCAUGGAGCACUUCAUCGUCAGCCAGCUGUCGAGGACACGUGACGUGCUCAAAAAAGCCAGGAGUAACUUAGAGAAGAACGAGCUCAGGAUUUCCUCCCUAAGCUCCUCCUCUUCCUCCCUUUGCCAUGCUAAAGUCCCCAAAGGUGCCUAUGGGGGGUGUCCUAAUCGGGCUGUCCUGAGUCCUAGUGCCUCGGAAGUUCCUGGAACAACAGCCAAUCAGCGUUCAGCCAAGAAGCGUGGGAGAGAGUGCCUACUCCAAGCUGUUUCCUGUUAAAACCAGCAAGCAAGCCCACCUCACAUUUGAGUCCCAGCCUUAAGCCUGUCUUGUCCCGCCCUGUCUGUUCCCCCCCUUUCUCACUGUUCUUUCCCCUCAUCACUCGUUUUCUUCUCCUCUUUCUCCUCCCUUCUACCAUGUUUGUUCUCCCUCUUCCCCCAUCCUUUUUUUCUCCUGACAUCUUGAGACUCGUGAAAACUCUUAUGGUUGCCUUGCCGACUGGGGGGUAUAGGAAUGUGAGUGAUCUUGUAAGGGACAGUGUGCGUCCUGGCUGCCAUAGAAUGUGUUCCUGUACCUGGCAGCUCACGGACGAUUCAAUGUAGAUGCAUGUUACUCCACUGUUUGUGAAAAUGUCACGUGUACACACACACACACACAGAAUAUGCAUUUAGCGCGCACACAAACACACAACUUCUCCUCAAGUCAUGCAAUUCUGCUACCAUGACACGAAACAUCCUCUUUCUUGGUAUCUUGAAACUUCUGAAGACAGCUUUGCAACUACACACUACUGCCCUCAAAUCCCUUUGGAAAGGCUCAGGGGUACUAGGCAUUACAUUUCACCACCGAAACUGAAGCUACACUUCUCUUUGGGAAGGCUCAAGAGGUCUGAAGACCACUACCAAGGGCAUCUCCAAUGUGAAAGACACUGUUCAGUGUGUCCGGGCCCCUCCGACGGGCGCCCUCUAAGGAGCAUGUGCAAUAAGGACUGAUGUUCACUGAAUGCAGUUGUACCAGCUUUCCCUUUUGCCUGACACUGGAGCUGAGGUGUGCUUUAUGUAGGAGCUAAGAGACCGUCAGUGCAAUAUUAUUCUUACUAUUUACUGUUGCAGUACUACUUACUGAAUUGUAGUUCUUAUGCAGUUGUGCAUGUGGAAAGAGGUAGAAAAAAGGAAAAUGACACCAUGUUUGUGGAAUGGGAAUCACCAAUCGUUGCCAAAGUUUGAACACCUAAUUUCCUUUAUAUUUUUUGCCUUAUCCAUGUGAAUCAUGAUGUCGUUUUUGUGACCGAUUGGGAAGUUGCUUGCAAGCGGCCCAGGGUCAACGUGGAACCGCUAAUAAGGAAAUGAAUUUGGCCUGUUCUUGGAGAGCAGUUUGAACCACAGAGGCAGUAGCGCUUCAAGGUUUUGGAUUAUUUUCUGCAUGUCAUUUUUGGCAAGCUAAUCUCUUUACUUAGUAAAUGGACCAAAUCUAAAUUAAGUUCGAUAAUGAUUUGGUAUGAGACUCCAAAUUAGAUUAAAACUUGUUCUUUGUUCUAUAUUCUACCCGCAAAUAGAAGAAUGCAUUUUCAAUCUGAAUCACUGAAUUUAAACAUGAAUUCGCUACUUUGUUUCAUUUGGUUCAGAUUGCCAUAACAUUCCCAUUGCAUCGACCAUUGCAAUAAAUGUUAUAUUUUCUCCUCAGUUACAAACUUUGGCAAGCCACUGGUGGGACCAUAACUGAUGUCAUCAUCAGAGAUUGUCACAAUCGCAGGUGUUCCUUUUGUGCUGCUUUUAAAACUGUCCCGCUGUACAUUUUGCUUACUGGUGUUGUACAUAGCUUUUUGUUCUUGGUUUGUUCUAUUGUGUGACUUAUUGACAUUUGCUAUACAUGCAAAGUUAAAUAUCUGGGUAGCUGUGCAAUAGCCUAUAGUUUAUCCUAUGUAACUGAUGUCAAAGCAUCAUUUUAUUAGGAGAGAUAGCUUUGAGUGCACUGUUUUCAACUAUGUGAGUAUUUAUUGUGUUUUUGGCUGAAAAUUGUGUUUUUAUUUUGGCUAAGCACCCCUUCUUUUAGCUAAAUAUUUCAUAUAGAGAUGCCUUUGUCCUGAAUGUUUCAGGAAUCCAUGUCUUAGCAUUAGUGUCGACAUAGGGCAGAAUCACUCUGUAGGCCUAUUUAGGUUGGACAGUAUUACUCACAUUUGUACUCUGGCAGAGUGAAGUACAAUCUUGAAUUGAUAAUGGCUAGUUAGACUAAACCUUCCAGGCUAAAAGGCCUUGUUUGCACUCUGCAGUGUGUAGGCCCUGAGAGGAUUGCCAAAUUUUCUACUUAAACAAUUUGGUAUAUAGAUGAGCAGUUCCUUAACUGAACUGAGAGAAAUAAGCUUAAACCAACAAUCGUGUAAAUAUUUAGUGGUGGAGAAUGAGCGUAAACAAUGCCUCCCUCAGAGCUGAAAGAGUUCGGUGGCAUCGGUGUUAACAUGGUGGUUCUGACAGUUGUAUUAUGUGUAAAUAGUGUUGGAGAGUGCCCCAUUGCUAAGGUCAAGAUUAUGCUAGUGUGCUGAUAUAAAAAAGAAUGCCGGUACAAGUCCAGUUAUGGGCUGUGUAUCUGAAGCUGACCGUUACCAUGUGUGUUGCUGCACUGUGAUGAAGAGCUGGAGAUUAAUAAACACAAAUGCAAAAGUG
Clupea harengus (Atlantic herring) is the source of this 10791-nucleotide messenger RNA. Its product is annotated as myomegalin. Gene Ontology annotation, biological process: regulation of Golgi organization; centrosome cycle; positive regulation of microtubule nucleation. The coding region runs from base 323 to 8413 and encodes 2696 amino acids. The transcript has 47 exons. The record is from RefSeq and is a predicted model, not a curated record. Gene Ontology annotation, molecular function: zinc ion binding; molecular adaptor activity. Gene Ontology annotation, cellular component: nucleus; Golgi apparatus; centrosome. NCBI's taxonomy places the organism in Eukaryota, Metazoa, Chordata, Actinopteri, Clupeiformes, Clupeidae.